AGUAAAUGGGGAGGGGCCAAAAUCGAGGUCAGCGUGUGAGCCACUGCUUUCAGAGUUGAUCGGGAACCGGUGAUGGAGUAUUGUACAGUAUGCUAGAAUUCUUGUUGCACUCCCGGGAAAACAUUGAUACUACCAAAUAACUGGGAUAAAACGUGGAUGCAGCUACAACAAUAUGAUGGGAUCAGGAACCUUUGACCUGAAAUGUAAAGCUUGACCUUGUCCAUGUCAGGUGAGACAGAGCCAAAGCCCUACAUGUACAGGGGACCAUCUGAGGAGGGGGAGCCGGAGUCCCCGUGUGGCUCCAUGUCUCACCUGCACCACAUGGGCGGGGCCUCUGAGGGGAGUGACAGCAGUCAUGACCAACCCACGUCUCCCAGACCUCAAACACAGAUGCAUGAGGACAUGGAGAUGGGUGGAAAUGGCUCCAGUGGAAGUGGCACAGAAUCUCACAGUAACGAGUCGCACAGUAAUGAAUCCCAUGGAAAUGAGUCUGUGGGGAGUUCCAGUGGAAACAGAAAAGAUUAUGCCAUCAUGGCAUCAUCAGGGAGUAACAAGAGCUCAAACUCUCAAAGUCUUUCUCCUCCCAGUAGCAACAAUGCUUUCAGCCUUGUCAGUUCAGAGCAAGACAACCCCUCAACCAGCGGUUGCAGUAGUGAACAGUCUGCAAAGGCUAAGACUCAGAAGGAGCUUUUUAAGACCCUAAAAGAGCUGAAAUAUCACCUCCCUCCCGACAAGCGCAGCAAGGGCCGGGCCAGCACACUUCACACUCUCAGAUACGCCAUGCGCUGCAUCAAACAAGUCAAAGCCAAUGAAGAGUACUAUCAGAUGCUUAUGAUUAAUGACAGUCAGCCUUCAGGUCUGGACGUGUCCUCAUACACUAUUGAAGAAAUCAACAGUAUUACCUCAGAAUAUACCCUCAAAAAUGCAGAUAUUUUUGCAGUUGCGGUGUCCCUGAUCACGGGGAAGAUUGUGUACAUUUCGGAACAGGCUGCAGGAAUCUUGAACUGCAGAAAGGAUGAGUUCAAAGACACAAAGUUUGUGGAGUUUCUGGCACCUCGUGACGUCAGUGUGUUCUACAGUUUUACAACACCAUACAGACUUCCAUCUUGGAGCAUGUGCACUGGAACAGAGUCAUCAUCCACUGAAUUCAUGCAGGAGAAAUCCUUUUUUUGUCGCAUCAGUGGUGGUAAAGAGAAGGAAGGAGAUCUGCAGUACUAUCCCUUCAGGAUGACUCCAUAUUUGAUGAAGGUUCAAGACUCUGAGCUCUCUGAGGAACAUUUCUGUUGCCUCAUACUGGCUGAAAGAGUUCACUCUGGAUACGAAGCACCAAGAAUUCCACCUGAUAAGAGAAUCUUCACCACAACACACACACCAAACUGUGUGUUUCAGGAUGUUGAUGAAAGGGCGGUGCCUCUGUUAGGGUAUCUGCCUCAGGACCUGAUUGGGACACCUCUUCUGUUACACCUGCAUCCCAGUGACAGACCUAUAAUGCUGGCAGUGCACCGGAAAAUUCUGCAGUAUGUUGGGCAGCCAUUUGAUCACUCGUCUAUCCGAUUCUGUGUGAGAAAUGGAGAAUAUAUUACUCUAGAUACAAGCUGGUGUAGCUUUGUGAACCCGUGGAGCCGCAAGGUGUCCUUUGUUAUCGGACGGCACAAAGUUCGCAUGGGUCCGAUGAAUGAGGAUGUGUUUUCAGCUCCAGUUUUAACAGAGGACAAGAUCAUUGAUUCAGAUAUACAGGAAAUCACUGAACAGAUUCACAGACUGCUUCUACAGCCGGUCCACAGUGUGGGGUCCAGUGGUUAUGGCAGUCAUGGCAGCAAUGGUUCCCACGAACACCUGCUGAGCAUAGCGUCCUCUAGUGACAGUAAUGGAAAUGCAGCAAACGGUGGGAACAGGAGUAAUGGAAAUAGCAGAAAGGAAGAGGGGACCAAAUGCAAACCGAGGUCAUUUCAGGAGAUUUGUAAAGGCGUUCACAUGUUGAAGGCUCAGGAGCAGCAAGGCUCCUCUUCCAAACCAGAACAGAAAAAGAACUUGGAUACAGGGCUCAGGUUUCCUGUUGUAAAGCAGAAAGACUCAGAGAUGGUCAGAGAUGGACCUGCCACAGUGGAGGAACUCAAGGACCACACAAUGUACUCAUACCAGCAAAUCAGCUGUCUGGACAGUGUCAUCAGAUAUUUGGAGAGCUGUAACAUCCCAAACACAGUAAAACGAAAGUACCAGUUCUCCUCGAACACCACCUCCUCAAACUCAGACGAGGACAAGAAAGCUUCUGAUGCCACUCUUCGGCAAACUGAUGAUUGUCUAGGUGUAGAGGAGACAUCGUCUAUGUCUAUGUCUAAGACCAAUGAAAAGCCUUUGUCAGGUCCUGCUCCAGGUCGUGUUGUGGGAGGGCCUUUAUCUCCUUUGGACCUGCCCAGCAAAGCAGACAGUGUGGUGUCUCAGUGUUCCUACAGCAGCACAAUUGUACAUGUGGGGGACAAGAAAACACAGCCAGAAUCAGAGAUCAUUGAAGAUGUUGCGGAAAGCCCAGCCCCUUCUGCACCUGUUAGUGUGGUUUCCCCACCCACAGUGGAGCAGGAAGCCUAUAAGAAGCUGGGACUCACAAAACAGGUACUGGCAGCACACACACAGAAGGAAGAGCAAGCAUUUCUCAGUCGCUGCAGGGAACUCCGAAACGGUCAGGCCCUCCAGAAGGAUUGCCCACCUAGAACCCGAGGACAGGCUACCGAGGCUUCAGGUGCUCAUGGAUCCAAAGCAGGAAUGGGUACCCCUGUUACAGAGGCAAAAACCAAGAAAAGCUGCCGCACCAAAAAAUCGAAGAAACCACGAACAAAACAUCCUAAUUCAUCAGAUAAUGCUGCGUCCCAACACAGACCUCUCCCACCCUUGCAGGGUUUAAACCAGACAUCUUGGUCCCCCUCCGAGACAUCCCAGUCUGGGCUUUCAGUUCCAUUUCCCACAGUGGUUCCAGGGUACCCUCUCUACCCUGUAGUUCCCUCUAUGACCCCGGCCCAAGCCCCUACAGGAGCAACAGAGUCCCAGAGCACUCAGGCCACGCCUCCUGCAGCUGCAUAUCCUGCCCCUUUGGUCACGCCAGUUGUAGCAUUUGUUUUGCCCAGUUUUAUGUUGCCACAGAUGGGCACAGCACCUCGCCCUCCAUUCUAUGCUGAUACUCAGCAAGCCUACAGUGCUCUCUUUCAAACCCAGCAGGCCUACAGUGCCCAGCAGCCCUUUCAGCCCCAACAAGCCUACAAUAUCCAGCAACCCUUGCAGUCUCAAGUCUACACUGGCCAACAAGCAUUUCAGCCACAAGAAGUCUAUACCAACACACAACACCUUCAAAACACUCAAGGCUGCAAUAAUCACCAGGGCUUUCAGACCCACACCUCCUUUGCUUCCCAGCAGCCUGUGUUUACAACCCAGACACAUUUCCAGUACGGAAUGACAUCUGACCCCAAACCCUCUGUCAUUGAGUCUACCGAGUGUCCUUCUCCUUUGCCACCCCCUCACUCCCCUCCACUGUUUGAGUCUCGCUGUAGUUCUCCAUUGCAGCUGGACCUGCUUCAGUUGGAGGAGAAGCAGGACUCUCAUACCCAGGGUAACUGCAGUUCAGUACAGGACAAAAACAACACAUCCAUCAAUAGCACUUCUUCUGCAAUGGAUGACGUACAGCAGGCAUGUUGUUCAGGUAACGGUGGCCCCUGUGGUGACCACUCCUCAUCCAGCAGCGUGUUGGAACUGUUGUUGCAGGAAGACUCUCAUUCUGGCACAGGUUCUGCCAUGUCAGCAUCCACUGGGUCCACAUCAAAUGACUGCAACACCUCCAACAGUGGAACAGGGAGCAACACAAGCAAGUAUUUUGGCAGUGUGGACUCCUCAGAGAACAAUCACAAGAGCAAAGAAAUAAUGAAGGAACAGGAGCAGAAUUUUGCCAAGUAUGUUCUUCAGGAGCCUGAAUGGAGACGUAUGGAAGAUGAUGAUGACUGCGUCAUGAUGACCUAUCAAGUGCCGUCAAGGGACAUGGAGAAGGUUCUGGGGGAAGAUCGGGAGCGUUUAAGGCAUAUGCAGAAGAACCAGCCCCGUUUCUCUUCAGAACAGCGUCGAGAACUGAUUGAUCAGCACCCCUGGAUGAGGAGAGGAAGCUUACCCAAUGCCAUCAACGUCAUGGAUUGUAUGUACUGCGAGAAUGAUGUCUCUGCUCUGCUAGAAGAAGACCUACCUGAUAUGGAGGUGGGAAUGUUGGGAAGAGUACAAGAUGGAGGAGGAUCUCAUUCACAGGAAGAGAAGGAGCAACCAAGUGGAUAAUCUGUGUCUUGAAAUUGCACUAAUCUCAGCCAGCAGAGGGCAACAGGUUCACACCUGUACUACACAUUGAGUAAAAUAGUCUGGAGGUAUUUAAUCAGAUGUCAUUUGUUAAAGAUUAUGAAUGUGUUUAUUUAUGUGUGUAUGUGUCUGUAAAGACAAAAGUAUGCCAGAUAGCUGACUCCAGUUCUCUUGUACUGUUUUAACAUGUAGUUACAGUAAUGUUUUCCUCUGUGGGAUGAAGCUCUGUGCACAUAUCAGAACAUACGCAGAUUACCAGACUAUGUUUGUACCAGCUGACAUUGGAAUGAGGUGUAGAGCAUUUAUUCUAUAGUAUUUAUAAAUGAAAAAGAGUAUCUAUUAUGAACACAAUAGUAUAUGGGCCAAUACUAAUGCAUCAAGCCAAUAAUCAAAACCAGGAAAUGAAACACCACCAUACUGUGAGUUUGGGGACCAUUCCAGCCAAAUAAGCUGCUGCCAACAAUAUACAUGACCAGUCUAUUCCGCUUACAGGGCUCAUGUCUUUUUGUGAACAGGAAAAAGUUGUUGUGGGUGUUCAGGGACGUGCAAUCAUGGGAAUUAAUAUUUUUGUAGACAUGUUUUGUAGGUCAUAAAGUAAUUGUCCAAGAAAUUGAAAUUUCUACCUUUCAUCUCUUCUUUUGUCUUUUGGCUAUACAAAUGUUCUGUUCACACUGCAGUUGUCCAACAGGGAACCAGUGACAGAAAUCCUGUAAACUGUCUGAGCGUUCCUGCACCUGAAAAACUCUGCUUCUAUUCUCUGACAUUUCAAGUACUGAAGUUUGAAUACUGGAACUGACUCUCUACAUCUCAGUUUAUGAUUUGUGAAGUAUUGAAGCAAAUGACUGUGCGACAACCUGAAAAAGAGCCAUAGGGUUUUGGUCAAUGAACAUUAGUUUAUUCAAAUUUGUUUGAUAGUUUUCUUGAGCAUGUCAUUAGGUUUGUGGCUGUUUUUUCAUCUUUCGUUUUUCAUAAAUGUAGUUAAACAAACAUGUCUCAUUAUUCCUACUUUGUAAUAAAAAGAUACUUCUA
This is a messenger RNA of Megalobrama amblycephala (Wuchang bream), 5352 nucleotides long. Its product is annotated as period circadian protein homolog 2-like. Gene Ontology annotation, cellular component: nucleus; cytoplasm. Gene Ontology annotation, molecular function: transcription cis-regulatory region binding; transcription corepressor binding. The record is from RefSeq and is a predicted model, not a curated record. Lineage: Eukaryota; Metazoa; Chordata; Actinopteri; Cypriniformes; Xenocyprididae. Gene Ontology annotation, biological process: negative regulation of transcription by RNA polymerase II; circadian regulation of gene expression; entrainment of circadian clock by photoperiod.